Molecule: messenger RNA, 12192 nt
Organism: Pongo pygmaeus (Bornean orangutan)
Lineage: Eukaryota; Metazoa; Chordata; Mammalia; Primates; Hominidae
Gene: USP9Y
Product: ubiquitin specific peptidase 9 Y-linked
Exons: 49
Coding region: 3102-10766 (2554 amino acids)
Biological process (GO): cell migration; protein deubiquitination
Cellular component (GO): nucleus; cytosol
Molecular function (GO): cysteine-type deubiquitinase activity
Source: RefSeq, a predicted model, not a curated record
GGGGGCGGGGCUUGGCGGGGGUGGGGUCUUGGAGGGUAGCUGGUCGCUGCUCUGGGGAUGGUGGAAGCCUGCGCAGCUGUCUCGGCGGUCUAUUUCUUUCUCUGUCUCUUUCUCUUUCUCUCUCUCUCUCUCUUUUUUUAUUUUUUCGGUCAGCCGGAUUUAAUCCGCCAUAUUGAAGAGCACGGGUCUAAUAGAUCACUGGAAACAUAAUUUAACUGAACCCCGCCCGUUGCGGACUGACCGUGUUGCUCUAAGUCCCUCCCUGCUUCACGCCGCUAGCAGGCCCUGACGGAGAUUGCCUUUGUCUUACUUGGGACAUUUACCUCAGCGCUUGUUGCUGGUGUCGGGACCGGCAGAUAGGAGUGAGUCUCAGGAGAGACCUGGCCGAAAACCGCGAGUAAAGAAAAGUGAAGCCUAGUGAAACCGCCUUUGCGGUGACUCAGGAAAAACUCAUCACCUGGAGUCCGUGUAAGCUCAGCGACCGCCCUAGCAGCGAGGCCAAAACAGUUUGGGAAGAAAGAAAAUCUAAAGUUAUUUGCCGUUGGUGAUUCAAGGGAAUCAAACUUGAUUUAUGGAGCCAAGAAAGCCCUUGGAAAAACUGGCCUCAUAUUUUGUGUACACAGUCCCUGUACAGGGUUUCUGACCUGUGUGUCACAGUUUCCAGUGUCAUCAGAAACUGGCAUUUAAAAGCACCUGACAGAGUUCUACAGCUGAUGAUAAGCCAUCUUUUGAAGAGGAUCAAGACAAGGCAAUUGUCUGUGAAUGAAAAAGUGACACAAUUAUAAAUACAGUUGACAAAUUAGGUUAUUAGUGGUUUACAAUAACUUAAAAUCAUAAUGUUAAUGAUGAUUGAUAGCAUAUACUCAGACAUUAGAAUUUUAGAAAUCCCACACAAUUUUGGAACAUACAUUAUAAUUUACUAACAUAUAACCUGAAGAUUAAACAUUAUUAUUAUUUUGCCAAUCCCACGUAACUUCCCCAUGGGCCCUCUGAGAUGCCUUCCAAAAGAAAACAAAACCUCUUGCAUAGAAAAGCUCCCUGUAUUUGCAUGGCAAUGUGAACUCCUAAUGUGGCAGAGAAAAGAAAAGGAAAAACAGCUUACAUUCAGGGCAGGGAAGGUGCUUGGGGUUGAAACAGCCUCUAUGCAAAUAGAUUCCUGGAGCAGGGAGAGAGACUUUAACCUCUGCUUCCUGUUUUCCUCUAGGAACAGGCAGAAACUGCAUUGUUCUGAAUUGCACAUCUGAUGGCUGGUCCAAAUGCUCCCUCCACCUAGUAAUAUGUUUGUAGUUUGCAACAACAGUUGUAACAUUGUAAAAGAGAUAAGUACCAUAACAUCCCCGAAAAACAAGAAGACAAAUGCGGUAGGAAAAAUAGGAGUUCAAGGAGGCCAACAUUCCCUGACCCGGAGAGUGAUGGGGGAGGGUCCUCUCCAGCAUCCUGUCCUCUGUAGUUGCACCAUUGUUCUUAACUAGCUUACCAGAGGUUUGGUGCUUCAUCUGCCUUAAGAAAAAUGUCUUGAGGACAAGAGGUCACAGAAAAAAAGUGAAAUUUAGGUUCACAUUUACUCACCCUUCAGGUAUGCCGAGUGAGCCCCCAAAAUGGUAAGAGGAUUUUUCUUCUCAGUUACUUCAUAAGCUGGUGAACCCUGGCUGGUGAUGCCCUGCCUGGGCCUUGCCUGGCCAUGCUGGCAUGCCCCAGCUCACCUGUGUUAUAGCUUGUACACCUUUUUGGUGGUUCUAAAACUCUUGUCCCGCACCCAAGAAGAAUAAGGAUGUGCUAACAAAGAGUGAGCAAGGUGGGAAGUUUUAUUGAGUGAUGAACUAGUCAGGCAAACCUGAAAAUGGACGAGGGGUUUGUCCCGCUACCCAAAGGCAGGAAGGUCCCCGUAAUAUGGCUGAGUCGGGCUUUUUAUGGGCUUAGAAUGGGGGAGGGGCAAGCCGUAGGUAGUAUUGGAAAAGUCAACAUUCGAUUGGUUAAAAGAUAUUAUUCACAAAGAAUCAAUCAUGAAUGAAACGGCAGGCAAAAAGGAACAGAGGUUCUCAUUCUGGGUUGUGUUUCAUACAGGACCAGCAGUCAGUGUUUCAGCCUGUGGCCUGUUUUUGGCUUUCAUUUGGGGUUUCACCAAGGACUUUCCCAUGUCUAGGCAUUUGGCUGGCUUCUGUAGCUAUCAGACUUUGUUGAAUAAUUGAACUUUAUUUCUGCAUAUUUGUGAAACCUAAUAAAAUAAUGUUUUUAUACAUGGUGUGGAAAGACUUUUCUGGGCUCAGAGGUGAAACUGACCUUUGUAUAUAAGCAGCAUUUCUAACUGAUUGAGAGAGUGUAGUGAUUAACAGAGUUGUGAUGUUAGUUAAGAAACUUAGAUUUACCAUUGUAGCUUUUCUACCAAUUAGUGAGCAGAUUGUUUAACCUCAUUGAAAUUGUAAAGUGAUAGACGUGGACUUAGUCAUUACUGGACAGCUUAUGAAUUGUAUUCAUUUACUCAUGAUGUUGUAAAAUGAUUAGUAUCCACUUUUAAGGCUCUAGUUCUGUUGACUAAAUAGGUACUUAUUUAUACAGUAUGAUAACUGCUGUGUUAAAAUACAUGUGUGAAAUGUGGAGUAGUAGAAGAGGUGAAGAAAAUCAUAGUUUGAGGUGGAAUACUGUUUGCUGGUCUUAAAAACUGUGGUAUUUUGGUGAUUCCAUAAAUUAGGUCAGAUACUUCCACUGGAAGGAAACAGUUUAAAAGAUGUAUGUGAUACUAUUAAUAGAAUGAGGAAGACACCAGAUAUUUAGGAGAGAAUUAAGGGGCGUGAAACUAAAAGCUGGUUUGAAUGAGACUGGAUCAUAAGUGAUUUCCAGUACCAGAUUAAGGCACUGAGAUUUUAUUUUUAAGCACUGAAGUCAGAUUUUUUCCUUUUAAAGGAUUCAUGAUGAAAUCUGCCUUUUGUUUUGCAGAGAGCUUAGAGAUAAUUCUGGUGGCUGUGUGGAGGAUGUGUUGGAGGUAUUAAAUUUUCACAGUAUAUGUAAGGCAGCAAUUGAUAGGCCUUUCACAGAUUCUUCUGACAACUACAUAAAGAGACAAAAAAAAAAAAAAGAAAGCAAAGAUCUGUGCUGUGUCAAGUAUGACAGCCAUCACUCGUGGCUCUCCAGUAGGAGGGAACGACAGCCAGGGCCAGGUUCCUGAUAGCCAGUCUCAGCAUCUCUUCCAACAGAACCAGACCUCAUCACCUGAUUCUUCCAAUGAGAAUUCCAUAGCAACUCCUCCCCCAGAGGAACAAGGGCAAGGUGAUGCUCCACCACAGCAUGAAGAUGAAGCUCCUGCAUUUCCACAUACUGAGCUGGCAAAGCUGGAUGACAUGAUCAACAGGCCUCGAUGGGUGGUUCCUGUUUUGCCAAAAGGGGAAUUAGAAGUACUUUUAGAAGCUGCUAUUGAUCUUAGUGUAAAAGGCCUUGAUGUUAAAAGUGAAGCAUGCCAACGUUUUUUUCGAGAUGGACUAACAAUAUCUUUCACUAAAAUUCUUAUGGAUGAGGCCGUGAGUGGCUGGAAGUUUGAAAUUCAUAGAUGUAUUAUUAACAAUACUCAUCGCCUAGUGGAGCUUUGUGUGGCCAAGUUGUCCCAAGAUUGGUUUCCACUUCUAGAACUUCUCGCCAUGGCCUUAAAUCCUCAUUGCAAGUUUCAUAUCUACAAUGGUACACGUCCAUGUGAAUUAAUUUCCUCAAAUGCUCAGUUGUCAGAAGAUGAAUUAUUUGCUCGUUCUUCAGAUCCUCGAUCACCAAAAGGUUGGCUAGUGGAUCUCAUCAAUAAAUUUGGCACUUUAAAUGGGUUCCAGAUUUUGCAUGAUCGUUUUUUUAAUGGAUCAGCAUUAAAUGUUCAAAUAAUUGCAGCUCUUAUUAAACCAUUUGGACAAUGCUAUGAGUUUCUCAGUCAACAUACAGUGAAAAAGUACUUCAUUCCAGUUAUAGAAAUAGUUCCACAUUUAUUGGAAAACUUAACUGAUGAAGAACUGAAAAAAGAAGCAAAGAAUGAAGCCAAAAAUGAUGCCCUUUCAAUGAUUAUUAAAUCUUUGAAGAACUUAGCUUCAAGAAUUUCAGGACAAGAUGAGACUAUAAAAAAUUUGGAAAUUUUUAGGUUAAAGAUGAUACUCAGAUUGUUGCAAAUUUCCUCUUUUAAUGGAAAGAUGAAUGCACUGAAUGAAAUAAAUAAGGUUAUAUCUAGUGUAUCAUAUUAUACUCAUCGGCAUAGUAAUCCUGAGGAGGAAGAAUGGCUGACAGCUGAGCGAAUGGCAGAAUGGAUACAGCAAAAUAAUAUCUUAUCCAUAGUCUUGCAAGACAGUCUUCAUCAACCACAAUAUGUAGAAAAGCUAGAGAAAAUUCUUCGUUUUCUGAUUAAAGAAAAGGCUCUUACAUUACAGGACCUUGAUAAUAUCUGGGCAGCACAGGCAGGAAAACAUGAAGCCAUUGUGAAGAAUGUACAUGAUCUGCUAGCAAAGUUGGCUUGGGAUUUUUCUCCUGGACAACUUGAUCAUCUUUUUGAUUGCUUUAAGGCAAGUUGGACAAAUGCAAGUAAAAAGCAACGUGAAAAGCUCCUUGAGUUGAUACGUCGUCUUGCAGAAGAUGAUAAAGAUGGUGUGAUGGCACACAAAGUGUUGAACCUUCUUUGGAACCUGGCUCAUAGUGAUGAUGUGCCUGUAGACAUCAUGGACCUUGCUCUCAGUGCCCACAUAAAAAUACUAGAUUAUAGUUGUUCCCAGGAUCGAGAUGCACAAAAGGUCCAGUGGAUAGAUCACUUUAUAGAAGAACUUCGCACAAAUGACAAGUGGGUAAUUCCUGCUCUGAAACAAAUAAGAGAAAUUUGUAGUUUGUUCGGUGAAGCACCUCAAAAUUUGAGUCAGACUCAGCGAAGUCCGCACAUAUUUUAUCGCCAUGAUUUAAUCAACCAGCUUCAACAAAAUCAUGCUUUAGUUACUUUGGUAGCAGAAAACCUUGCAACCUACAUGAAUAGCAUCAGAUUGUAUGCUGGAGAUCAUGAAGACUAUGAUCCACAAACAGUGAGGCUUGGAAGUCGGUACAGUCAUGUUCAAGAAGUUCAAGAACGACUAAACUUCCUUAGAUUUUUACUGAAGGAUGGCCAACUGUGGCUCUGUGCUCCUCAAGCAAAACAAAUAUGGAAGUGCUUAGCAGAAAAUGCAGUUUAUCUUUGUGAUCGUGAAGCCUGUUUUAAGUGGUAUUCCAAGUUAAUGGGGGAUGAACCAGACUUAGAUCCUGAUAUUAAUAAGGACUUCUUUGAAAGUAAUGUGCUUCAGCUUGAUCCUUCCCUUUUAACUGAAAAUGGAAUGAAAUGCUUUGAAAGAUUUUUCAAAGCUGUCAAUUGUCGAGAAGGGAAACUAAUAGCAAAAAGAAGAUCCUAUAUGAUGGAUGAUUUGGAAUUAAUUGGACUAGACUACCUUUGGAGGGUUGUGAUUCAGAGUAGUGACGAGAUUGCUAACAGAGCUAUAGAUCUUCUUAAAGAGAUAUACACAAACCUUGGCCCAAGAUUAAAAGUCAAUCAGGUAGUUAUCCAUGAAGACUUCAUUCAGUCUUGCUUUGAUCGUUUACAAGCAUCAUAUGAUACAUUGUGUGUUUUGGAUGGUGACAAAAACAGUAUUAAUUGUGCAAGACUAGAAGCCAUUCGAAUGGUUAGAGUAUUAACUGUUAUAAAAGAGUACAUUAAUGAAUGUGACAGUGACUAUCACAAGGAAAGAAUGAUUCUACCUAUGUCCAGAGCAUUUCGUGGCAAACACCUCUCUCUUAUAGUUCGGUUUCCAAACCAGGGCAGACAGGUUGAUGAGUUGGAUAUAUGGUCUCAUACGAAUGACACAAUUGGUUCAGUACGGCGAUGUAUUGUUAAUCGUAUUAAAGCCAAUGUAACCCACACAAAAAUUGAACUUUUUGUGGGUGGUGAGCUGAUAGAUUCUGAAGAUGACAGAAAGCUAAUUGGACAAUUAAACUUAAAAGACAAAUCUCUAAUUACAGCCAAACUUACACAAAUAAAUUCCAACAUGCCAUCAAGUCCUGAUAGCUCUUCUGAUUCCUCAACUGCAUCUCCUGGAAACCACCGUAAUCAUUACAAUGAUGGUCCCAAUCUAGAGGUGGAAAGUUGUUUGCCUGGGGUGAUAAUGUCAGUGCAUCCCAGAUACAUCUCUUUCCUUUGGCAAGUUGCAGACUUAGGUAGCAACCUGAAAAUGCCACCUCUUAGAGAUGGAGCAAGAGUACUUAUGAAACUUAUGCCACCAGAUAGAACAGCUGUAGAAAAAUUACGAGCUGUUUGUUUGGACCAUGUAAAACUUGGAGAAGGCAAACUUAGUCCACCACUUGACUCUCUUUUCUUUGGUCCUUCUGCCUCCCAAGUUCUAUACCUAACAGAGGUAGUUUAUGCCUUGUUAAUGCCUGCUGGUGCGCCUCUAACUGAUGGGUCCUCUGACUUUCAAGUUCACUUCCUGAAAAGUGGUGGCUUACGCCUUGUACUGAGUAUGCUAAUAAGAAAUAACUUCUUGCCAAAUACAGAUACGGAAACUCGAAGGGGUGCUUAUUUAAAUGCUCUUAAAAUAGCCAAACUGUUGUUAACUGCGAUUGGCUAUGGCCAUGUUCGAGCUGUAGCGGAAGCUUGUCAGCCAGUUGUAGAUGGUACAGACCCCAUAACACCGAUUAACCAGGUUACUCAUGAUCAAGUAGUGGUGCUACAAAGUGCCCUUCAGAGCAUUCCUAAUCCCUCAUCCGAGUGCAUACUUAGAAAUGAGUCCAUACUUCUUGCUCAGCAAAUAUCUAAUGAGGCUUCAAGAUAUAUGCCUGAUAUUUGUGUAAUUAGAGCUAUACAGAAAAUUAUCUGGGCAUCAGCAUGUGGGGCAUUAGGACUAGUAUUUAGCCCAAAUGAAGAAAUAACUAAAAUUUAUCAGAUGACCACCAAUGGAAGCAAUGAGCUUGAGGUGGAAGAUGAACAAGUUUGCUGUGAAGCACUGGAAGUGAUGACCUUAUGUUUUGCUUUGCUUCCGACAGCGUUGGAUGCACUUAGUAAAGAAAAAGCCUGGCAGACCUUCAUCAUUGACUUAUUAUUACACUGUCCAAGCAAAACUGUUCGUCAGUUGGCACAGGAGCAGUUCUUUUUAAUGUGCACCAGGUGUUGCAUGGGACACAGGCCUCUGCUUUUCUUCAUUACUUUACUCUUUACCAUAUUGGGGAGCACAGCAAGAGAGAGGGGUAAAUAUUCAGGAGAUUAUUUCACGCUUUUACGGCACCUUCUCAAUUAUGCUUACAAUGGCAAUAUUAACAUACCCAAUGCUGAAGUUCUUCUUGUCAGUGAAAUUGAUUGGCUCAAAAGGAUUAGGGAUAAUGUUAAAAACACAGGUGAAACAGGUGUUGAAGAGCCGAUACUGGAAGGCCACCUUGGGGUAACAAAAGAGUUAUUGGCCUUUCAAACUUCUGAGAAAAAGUAUCACUUUGGUUGUGAAAAAGGAGGUGCUAAUCUCGUUAAAGAAUUAAUUGAUGAUUUCAUCUUUCCCGCAUCCAAAGUUUACCUGCAAUAUUUAAGAAGUGGAGAACUACCAGCUGAGCAGGCUGUUCCAGUCUGUAGUUCACCUGUUACCAUCAAUGCCGGUUUUGAGCUACUUGUAGCAUUAGCUAUUGGCUGUGUAAGGAAUCUCAAACAGAUAGUAGACUGUUUGACUGAAAUGUAUUACAUGGGCACAGCAAUAACUACUUGUGAAGCACUUACUGAGUGGGAAUAUCUGCCCCCUGUUGGACCCCGCCCACCAAAAGGAUUUGUGGGACUCAAAAAUGCUGGUGCUACGUGUUACAUGAACUCUGUGAUCCAGCAGCUAUACAUGAUUCCUUCUAUCAGGAACAGUAUUCUUGCAAUUGAAGGCACAGGUAGUGAUUUAGAUGAUGAUAUGUUCGGGGAUGAGAAGCAGGACAGUGAGAGUAAUGUUGAUCCCCGAGAUGAUGUAUUUGGAUAUCCUCAUCAAUUUGAAGACAAACCAGCAAUAAGUAAGACAGAAGAUAGGAAAGAGUACAAUAUUGGUGUCCUAAGACACCUUCAGGUCAUCUUUGGUCAUUUAGCUGCUUCCCGACUACAAUACUAUGUACCCAGAGGAUUUUGGAAACAGUUCAGGCUUUGGGGUGAACCUGUUAAUCUCCGUGAACAACAUGAUGCCUUAGAGUUUUUUAAUUCUUUGGUGGAUAGUUUAGAUGAAGCUUUAAAAGCUUUAGGACACCCAGCUAUACUAAGUAAAGUCCUAGGAGGCUCCUUUGCUGAUCAGAAGAUCUGCCAAGGCUGCCCACAUAGGUAUGAAUGUGAAGAAUCUUUUACAACUUUGAAUGUGGAUAUUAGAAAUCAUCAAAAUCUUCUUGAUUCUUUGGAACAGUAUAUCAAAGGAGAUUUAUUGGAAGGAGCAAAUGCUUAUCGUUGUGAAAAAUGUGAUAAGAAGGUUGACACAGUAAAGCGCCUGCUAAUUAAAAAACUGCCUCGGGUUCUUGCUAUCCAACUCAAACGAUUUGACUAUGACUGGGAAAGAGAAUGUGCAAUUAAAUUCAAUGAUUAUUUUGAAUUUCCUCGAGAGCUGGAUAUGGGACCUUACACAGUAGCAGGUGUUACAAAGCUGGAAAGGGAUAAUGUAAACUCAGAAAAUCGGUUGAUUGAACAGAAAGAGCAGUCUGACAAUGAAACUACAGGAGGCACAAAGUACAGACUUGUAGGAGUGCUUGUACACAGUGGUCAAGCAAGCGGUGGGCAUUAUUAUUCUUACAUCAUUCAGAGGAAUGGUAAAGAUGAUCAGAGAGAUCACUGGUAUAAAUUUGAUGAUGGAGAUGUAACAGAAUGCAAAAUGGAUGAUGAUGAAGAAAUGAAAAAUCAGUGUUUUGGUGGAGAGUACAUGGGAGAAGUAUUUGAUCACAUGAUGAAGCGCAUGUCAUAUAGGCGGCAGAAGAGGUGGUGGAAUGCUUACAUACUUUUUUAUGAACAAAUGGAUAUGAUAGAUGAAGAUGAUGAGAUGAUAAGAUAUAUAUCAGAGCUAACUAUUGCAAGACCCCAUCAGAUCAUUAUGUCACCAGCCAUUGAGAGAAGUGUACGGAAACAAAAUGUGCAAUUUAUGCAUAACCGAAUGCAAUAUAGUUUAGAAUAUUUUCAGUUUGUGAAAAAACUGCUUACAUGUAAUGGUGUUUAUUUAAACCUUGCUCCAGGGCAGGAUUAUUUGUUGCCUGAAGCAGAAGAAAUUACUAUGAUUAGCAUUCAGCUUGCUGCUAGAUUCCUCUUUACCACUGGAUUUCACACCAAGAAAAUAGUUCGUGGUCCUGCCAGUGACUGGUAUGAUGCACUGUGCAUUCUCCUCCGUCACAGCAAGAAUGUACGUUUUUGGUUUACUCAUAAUGUCCUUUUUAAUGUAUCAAAUCGCUUCUCUGAAUACCUUCUGGAGUGCCCUAGUGCAGAAGUGAGGGGUGCAUUUGCAAAACUUAUAGUGUUUAUUGCGCACUUUUCCUUGCAAGAUGGGUCUUGUCCUUCUCCUUUUGCAUCUCCAGGACCUAGUCAGGCAUGUGAUAACUUGAGCUUGAGUGACCACUUACUAAGAGCCACACUAAAUCUCUUGAGAAGGGAAGUUUCAGAGCAUGGACGUCAUUUACAGCAAUAUUUUAAUUUGUUUGUAAUGUAUGCCAAUUUAGGUGUGGCAGAAAAAACACAGCUUCUGAAAUUGAAUGUACCUGCUACCUUUAUGCUUGUGUCUUUAGACGAAGGACCAGGUCCUCCAAUCAAAUAUCAGUAUGCUGAAUUAGGCAAGUUGUAUUCAGUAGUGUCUCAGCUGAUUCGUUGUUGCAAUGUGUCAUCAACAAUGCAGUCUUCAAUCAAUGGUAAUCCCCCUCUCCCCAAUCCUUUCGGUGACCCUAAUUUAUCACAGCCUAUAAUGCCAAUUCAGCAGAAUGUGGCAGACAUUUUAUUUGUGAGAACAAGUUAUGUGAAGAAAAUUAUUGAAGACUGCAGUAACUCAGAGGAUACCAUCAAAUUACUUCGCUUUUGCUCUUGGGAGAAUCCUCAGUUCUCGUCUACUGUCCUCAGCGAACUUCUCUGGCAGGUUGCAUAUUCAUAUACCUAUGAACUUCGGCCAUAUUUAGAUCUGCUUUUGCAAAUUUUACUGAUUGAGGACUCCUGGCAGACUCACAGAAUUCAUAAUGCACUUAAAGGAAUUCCAGAUGACAGAGAUGGGCUGUUCGAUACAAUACAGCGCUCAAAGAAUCACUAUCAAAAACGAGCAUAUCAGUGCAUAAAAUGUAUGGUAGCUCUAUUUAGCAGUUGUCCUGUUGCUUACCAGAUCUUACAGGGUAAUGGAGAUCUUAAAAGAAAAUGGACCUGGGCAGUGGAAUGGCUAGGAGAUGAACUUGAAAGAAGACCAUAUACUGGCAAUCCUCAGUAUACUUACAACAAUUGGUCUCCUCCAGUACAAAGCAAUGAAACAUCAAAUGGUUAUUUCUUAGAAAGAUCACAUAGUGCUAGGAUGACACUUGCAAAAGCUUGUGAACUCUGUCCAGAAGAGGAGCCAGAUGACCAGGAUGCCCCAGAUGAGCAUGAGCCCUCUCCAUCAGAAGAUGCCCCAUUAUAUCCUCAUUCACCUGCCUCUCAGUAUCAACAGAAUAAUCAUGUGCAUGGACAGCCAUAUACAGGACCAGCAGCACAUCACUUGAACAACCCUCAAAAAACUGGUCAACGAACACAAGAAAAUUAUGAAGGCAAUGAAGAAGUAUCCUUACCUCACAUGAAGGAUCAGUGAAAAGCAAUAAUUAACUGCUUCCUUAAUGACCAUGCACUAAGGCCUUACAGUCCAAACUUUCUCUGUGCCUGGCUAGUAUUGAAAACUAGGUAAACUGUUCCAAACCAACAUGGAGUAGAGAGCAUAUUCACUGUCUCAUUUGCAGUAAUUUGCAAUUUGUCAGUGUAUAAGACACAUGCAGGGUGAAGUAUACAGAGUUUUGUAAUAAAUGACUGGUCCUAAUCUGUAAAUGAGAAAGGUAUAUAUACUAUAUUAAUGUCUGACUAUUAAUUCUUAAGCAAGAAACUUUUUUUGAUGAAAAUAAGAUCUACACAAUCACACAAUUAUUUUUUGUUGUGUUCACUGCAUUGUGCAAUUGAUAUUGCCUGCUUUGUGCGGUUUGAUCAACUUACCGACCUCCCCCCAAAAAAGGGAACAUAAAAGAGCUCAUCUUUGUCAGUUUACACCAAUAGUUUCUUGUUAAUCCUUUUUUCCUGGAUAUAUAAGGCUGGUGGUAACUUUUGAAUUGUAUGGUUGAUGUGGAAAAUUGGCAGUGUAACAUUUCUAGAUAUUUUUCAUUACCUCUUUAUUCUGGUAUAUAGGCUAAUCACUUUAAAGCUAUUCUUAUGCUGUAACAGUUAGCAUGGCUUCACACUGUUUGUGUAGCCAAGAGGACAGAAUUACAUGAAUGACAGCAGUUACCCAGAGUGACAGCUGUAUAUUGCUCAGAGCUUUUAUUUCUUAUACCUAGAAUACAUAUAAAAUGGGGGAAAAAUGUGACAGAUAAGCAGUUUUUCAUUGCACACAUGUUGUUCACAUUUAAUGUUUGAUAGUUCAAUUUCUUGUUGAGCUAAAGAAUAUCAAAGUAUUGAUAAUAGGAAUUUUAAAAUAUUAAAACCAAUACGCAAAAUUUUCCUAUGUCAGAAUGUGGUAGAGCAUAAUAGAUUGUAUUUGGUGUGCUUGGGAUUUUUUUUCUGCAGAAUUUAUUAAGUGAAGUUUCUAAAACUUUGCUGCUUCUGAUCCCAGUGAAGUAUACAUCAUAAGAAUCCAUAGUACUUUGAAGUACCAUUGCACCAAGAUGUCUGACUGAAUUCUUAGUCACACUUUUACUUGAAAGAAAGAAUUGUUGUAGUUUUUUUUCAUUGUUCUAAAACUCUUGUUGUUGGACACAAGAUUUAAUUAAGAUCUAAGCUUCUGCUUAUUUAAUGUAAUCCUAAGGUACCAUUUUGGGAAAAAACAUUUGUUUUAAGAUUCCAAGAAACCUGUGAGUUAAUACUAUAUUUAAAAGAGAAUUGGUAAAUUUUGAAUGUGUGUAAUAUUUUGGAACCUGUUUAAAAACCAAAUAUACCUGCAAAUAGGUACAGCCUAUCCUAUACUAUUUAAAUGUUUGGCUGUUUUGUUUUAUAGAAAUUAUUUUGCUGAAUUCACAAAUAAAAUUUAAGAAGAC